CGACCCCCUUUUGUCACGAACCCACUUUACCUUCUUCCUCAACAUAUAAUGGAUCACUCAAGAGAUCCCUGCCCCUGGGUCGCGCUGAGCGACUUUGGCGGUGCCUUCUGCAUGGGUGCUAUCGGUGGUGCUGUCUGGCACGGUGUCAAAGGUUUCCGCAACAGCCCCUACGGUGAGCGCCGGAUAGGUGCUCUCACUGCCAUCAAGGCCCGCGCUCCCGUUCUCGGUGGAAACUUCGGUGUUUGGGGUGGCAUGUUCUCGACCUUCGACUGUGCCGUCAAGGGAAUCCGCAAGAAGGAGGACCCUUACAAUGCUAUUAUUGCCGGUUUCUUCACUGGUGGUGCUCUCGCUGUCCGUGGUGGUGUCAAGGCCGCCCGUAACUCUGCCAUUAUGUGUGCCGUCUUCCUUGCAGUUAUUGAGGGUGUCGGUAUCGGCUUCCAGCGUAUGAUGGCCGACAACACCAAGCUUGAGCUCCCUCCCCCUCCUCCGUCGGAGCAGAAGGCUCUUGCUUAAAUUUCCUCCUACCAAAUAUUUCCGCGAUCGAUUCAUCUCCUCGGUGGCCGACCGCCCACCUCAAAUCUGUCUUCAUAACACAUCCCCACAUUGAGUCUCUCUUCUCAGGUGUUCGGUUUGGGUCCUCAUUCUUAAACGACAUGGCAUAGAGGGUCUUGUUUUUUUUUUUGCGCACGCUUUUGAUACCGCCUCCCACGGGCUUUUGUUUCGGAGCAUUGUAUUUUUGUGAAGACGGCGGGUUCAUUCUAUGGCUGGUUUCCAUAACCGGCAUGUUUCUUUUUCGUGGCCAGGUGGCCCGAAAGAAAUUCUCUGCUCAUUCUGCAAAAAAAAGCGUUCGGAAAGAGACGUGGUGGACUAUUGUACAUUAACGCAUGGCUAGCAGGCAUAAUACGCAUUUAUCUUGCACAUAUUUUCAA
Penicillium cinerascens is the source of this 929-nucleotide messenger RNA. Its product is annotated as protein transporter TIM17. The record is from RefSeq and is a predicted model, not a curated record. Gene Ontology annotation, molecular function: transmembrane protein transporter activity. The transcript has 4 exons. Gene Ontology annotation, cellular component: mitochondrial inner membrane; TIM23 mitochondrial import inner membrane translocase complex. Gene Ontology annotation, biological process: protein import into mitochondrial matrix. The coding region runs from base 49 to 513 and encodes 154 amino acids. NCBI's taxonomy places the organism in Eukaryota, Fungi, Ascomycota, Eurotiomycetes, Eurotiales, Aspergillaceae.